ACGAAUGCUAUACGCGAAAAUACGAUGUUUGUUGUCGCUGUGCUUAGGUUAUACGGAAUGUCUGAGUUACGCCUCCGUUCUAUUCGUUCCUUCCGCAACCGCGGCGAACUGAAGUCCCAUCGAUCAUAGCGGAAACCUCCGUCGCUUCGGGGAACUUUCGUCGGCGCAGCGAAUGGCGGACAGUUCCGGCCGAGUUGAACCGACAUCGUCGUGGGUGUCUACCUAUACGGACAGUGGCCGUAGCUGCGGCACAGACGGACAGAGAAUGUAUGCGGUGACGUACGACGAUGGCCAGUAUCUGAUGUUCGGACGCGUAGCGAAGCGAUGCAAGGUUAAGAAGGGCGUCGUCGUGUCUCUGUUUGUGCUGGCGACGCUCGUCGUCAUAGCAACCGUUAAUCUGUACUCUGGCGGCCUGUCGUCGGCAGUGGCGCACUCGCUGCAGCCACCCGCGUUUAGCGAUGAGAUAUCUACACUACUGGACGCCUGUGCGAGCCUCAAUGCGACCGUGUUUCUCAUGGAACCCCGGCUUCUAGAACGACUGGUCGAAGACAAGGAACUACCUCAGGAUUGGUGGAGUAGAAACAACAGCGGUUCCGCGUUUAAUGUGGUCACCUUUGGCGUCCUUGAGCAAGAUCUGCUUCCUAACGAAGAGCAAUUCGUAGCCGAUGCCAUGCGGAAGCAUCGGUAUAAGUACGUGGCGGUGGAAGGUCGCGACCCGCGCCCGAUCAGUGUGUCACUCUGGGACACGCGACACAUCAAUCGAACGACACAUCACCUGUUCGUACGUCGAGGUCGCGUCAUCCACCUGGUGGUCUUCUUCGGCAGACGCGGCUACUGGUGGCACGGGGCUGUCGGCGCGUCCGUCCCCUCGCUGCAUCGUCUGCUGCCCUCGCUCACGUUCGGCGAAUUUCCGGGAGCAUUUGACGACUUGCAGCUUAGCGAGGCAUCUCGCCGUGAUGGAAGAGAAAGAGUUUUCACGCCGCACGAUUCUCAAGCAUUUCUCAAAGCUGCCAAAAUUUCCCGCUUCAUCGACUGCGACGCUGCGGUCGCACGAUCAGUUCAACGAAAGCACGGCAACCUGGGUACGGAUUCCGAACAUUACGGGAAGAUGGCGAGCCGUGCCUACGCAGCGCUCUAUUUCAAACGCGUCAUGAAGAAACUAGGAAAGCUAUUCUGGCUCACCAACGGUUCGCUUCUCGGUUGGUACCGCCAGUGCGGCAUAAUCCCGCACGACCACGACGUGGAUUUUGGCAUGUGGGCAGAGGACUACGAACCGUCACUACGAGCUGUCUUCGAGAACAAUCCAGUGCUUAAGCUCUGCACCGUGUGGGGAAACAAAAAUGACAGUUUCCAAUUCGCACUUUGGGGCUACCACAUGAAAGUGGACAUCUUUUUCCUUUAUAAGACACCAGACGGCAUGCACACAUUUCAUGGCGUCACAGGGAAUGACGGUCGACGAAGAUAUAGCGCGACGUUUCCGGCGGUCCAACUCUGCACGACAGAGUUUCUCGGAGAGAUGUUUCACGUUCCUUGCACGCCGAGUCUCAUGCUAGACGCCGAAUACGGAACGAACUGGCGCGAACCAAAUGUCGAAUACGACUACCAGGACGCCUUAAACCUACGCAAGAGAGGAGCGUGGAAAAAGCAGGCCGAGAUUAUGUGUGAAGAGUAGGUGUAGAGUUGCUGUGAGCACGACUAGGAUUAGUACAAGAGCUAACAAUACAUUAUAUAGCAUGUAUUAUAUUGCAUAUGUCUAAUGCAUUAUGUAUAAUGCAUAUGCAAAUGUCUAAUGCAUUAUGUAUAAUGCAUAUGCAUAUGUAUAAUGCAUUAUGUGUAUGCAUAAUGUAGUAUAUUGUAUGUAACAUACAUUAUAACAGAAGUAGAUAAUAGGGAACCUAUUACCUGAUUAUAAUAAUGUAUUAAUAGCUCUUGAUUAGUAUAAGUGUGACCUGGGAUUCGGUACGGUUCAAUGAUUCGCUCACCGCACACUUACCGUACACGUGUAGUGGCAGGGACUAUAGUGUUAGAAACUUAGAGGGAGUAAUACCAUAACGCCAAGUGCAUGGGUUACGCCAUGAGUUACAAUGUUAACGACUUCAAAGGUUUACAAGUUCAGCUAUAAAAUGCGCAUAAUUACUGCUACGAUGUGUGUUUUUUUGCUGUAUAUAAAUACUGCUACGAUGUGUGUUUUUUGCUAUAUAUAAAUACUGCUACGAUGUGUUUUUUUGCUAUCUAUAAAUACUGCUACGAUGUGUGUUUUUGCUAUAUAUAAAUACUGCUACGAUGUGUUUUUUGCUAUAUAUAAAUACUGCUACGAUGUGUUUUUUGCUAUAUAUAAAUACUGCUACGAUGUGUUUUUUUGCCAUGUAUAAAUACGGCUAUGAUGUUUAAAAAAAAUCAUCGUUUGCAGUGCGCGCACGCACGCACGGUGCAAGGUUGCUCUGCGGCCGUCGUGUGUAUGUAUAUAUGUAUCUAGCGACCAUGCAUGUCUAACGUGUGUCUUUCACAACACAUUGCCGCGAAGUUCACGGCAAUCGAUAAAUCCGGCGCAUUCGCCGAAAAAAAUUAUAGAUAUAUUUUUUACAGCAUUUGUAUACGAUUAUUUAAUUGUAAACCUCGGCUUACGAUAAUCUCAAUCUUGCCCACUAGCAGUGCUACAGCUUUCUACUGCUUGAUGAACAACGGAGGAGGUAUAUAGUAAGCCAUGCUCAAAUACGCGUCGACUUUGAUUAAUAUCUUAAUUAGGGCAGUUGCUGAAAACGCGCCAUCUUCGCGUGGAUUAUAGACGAUCGACAAGGCGCAAACAUGGCCUAUAGCAGCAUCGCCUUAAUUAAUAAAAAAUGUAAUUAAUAUGA
Priapulus caudatus is the source of this 2855-nucleotide messenger RNA. Its product is annotated as fukutin-like. The transcript has 8 exons. Bases 173 to 1672 code for a protein of 499 amino acids. The record is from RefSeq and is a predicted model, not a curated record. NCBI's taxonomy places the organism in Eukaryota, Metazoa, Priapulida, Priapulimorpha, Priapulimorphida, Priapulidae.